CGCUGCGGCAAAAAGAAGGUCUGGCUGGAUCCCAACGAAACUAAUGAGAUCGCCAAUGCCAACUCCCGUCAGCAGAUCAGGAAACUGAUUAAGGAUGGUCUGAUCAUCCGCAAACCUGUGACCGUUCACUCUCGUGCCCGAUGCAGGAAGAACACCUUGGCCCGCCGGAAGGGCAGGCACAUGGGCAUCGGUAAGAGAAAGGGUACGGCAAAUGCUCGUAUGCCUGAGAAGGUGACCUGGAUGAGAAGGAUGCGAAUUCUGAGGCGCCUGCUCCGCAGAUACAGGGAGUCCAAGAAGAUUGACCGCCAUAUGUAUCACAGCCUGUACCUGAAGGUCAAGGGUAAUGUGUUCAAGAACAAGCGGAUCCUGAUGGAGCACAUCCACAAGCUCAAGGCAGAUAAAGCUCGCAAGAAGCUCUUGGCUGACCAGGCCGAAGCACGCAGGUCCAAGACCAAGGAGGCUCGUAAGCGCCGUGAGGAACGCCUGCAAGCCAAGAAGGAGGAAAUCAUCAAGACCCUCUCCAAGGAGGAGGAGACCAAGAAGUAAACGCUGGCUGUCUUGUGUACAUAGUGUUUUCCAUCCACGAGCGUUCAAUAAAACACCGCAUCCAGGACUCGUCCC
This is a messenger RNA of Pelecanus crispus (Dalmatian pelican), 621 nucleotides long. Lineage: Eukaryota; Metazoa; Chordata; Aves; Pelecaniformes; Pelecanidae. The record is from RefSeq and is a predicted model, not a curated record.